Molecule: messenger RNA, 723 nt
Organism: Nematolebias whitei (Rio pearlfish)
Lineage: Eukaryota; Metazoa; Chordata; Actinopteri; Cyprinodontiformes; Rivulidae
Gene: rnaset2
Product: ribonuclease T2
Exons: 9
Coding region: 1-723 (240 amino acids)
Biological process (GO): RNA catabolic process
Cellular component (GO): extracellular region
Molecular function (GO): ribonuclease T2 activity; RNA binding
Source: RefSeq, a predicted model, not a curated record
AUGACACUAAACUCUCGUCUUCUGAUCGUCCUGGCAGCAGCCCUCUUCUCUGCUGCUUCGCCUCAUGAAAUGUGGACCAAAGUGACCCUGACCCACCACUGGCCCAACACCUUCUGUUCUAUGGAACACUGUCAUCCCAACAUUAGCUACUGGUCGCUACAUGGACUUUGGCCAAAUAACGGGAAUGACUGCAAUUCAACAUGGCAUUUCAACUCUUCCCAAAUUGAGGAUCUGCUUCCGGACAUGAGGAAGAGUUGGCCUGACUUGCUCAAGCCUACUUCGUUUAGCUUCUGGAAGUACGAGUGGUUCAAACACGGAACAUGUGCAGCAGAAGCAGAUGCGUUGAAUAGUCAACAUAAGUACUUCAGCAAAGCACUGGAACUGUAUCAUAAGUUGGAUUUGAGCAGCGUCCUGAAGAAGUUUGAUAUUAUCCCUUCUAACAAAACCUACAAUUUUUCACAAAUUGAAGAGGUGAUCCAGCAUUUCUAUGGCGUCACUCCAAAGAUCCAGUGUGCCGUUUCGACAAAGAAUACUGAUGUUCAGACUUUGGGGCAGAUUGAGAUCUGUUUUGAUGCCGACUUCACCCUGCUGGACUGUGAGAAACAACAUAUCACGGAGACGGAUUCAAAGAGAGGUUGGCAUCAGCUCGAUGGUGUUGACACCCCAAGUGGAUUCAAAGUGUGUGACCAUGACAUACCGGUGUAUUACCCACCUCUUCUGUAA